Styela clava is the source of this 1625-nucleotide messenger RNA. The record is from RefSeq and is a predicted model, not a curated record. NCBI's taxonomy places the organism in Eukaryota, Metazoa, Chordata, Ascidiacea, Stolidobranchia, Styelidae.
CUCCUCCACCGAUGAGCAAUAUGACGUCAUCCCAACAAAAUAAUUUACAUUCGGUUGAAGUUCCAACAUAUGCGUCAUCAACGUGUUCUAUGUCCACGGCUUCAUCUGCAGCGGCGCCACACCGUCCCGUAGAAAACCUGAUAUCACCCGACGGGGGAUAUAUCAGUUCCGAAAUUCUAUCACCCCAACAUCAGCAACCAUCUUCACUCCCGACACGACCCCUUCCGACAAAUAGGUAUCCACAACAAAAUCAAACAAAGGGACCGGUUUCUGCUCUUCAAAAACAGAAUUAUCGAUCGAAUUCGCUACAGCGAACUCGCUCACAAAGAAUGCAGCAAAUGCAACAAUAUGAAGAAUAUCAACGUCAGAGGUCGCGGACGCCUAACCCAUUCCCAACGCCGAUGCAAUUUGAUAAACCUGGGUACGUACAGCCCCAAGCGGAAUACGUCAACCAACAAUAUGACGCAUACGGUGCGCAAUAUAACUAUCAACAAGCAUAUCAAGACCCAUAUGGAAAUAAGAAUCCACAAACUUAUGCGCCGGCACCCCUACAACCAUACCAGACUCAACAAUUUGCUGAAGCGCCAUAUCAAUCUCAAAUGCAAUAUCAACAAUACGGACCAACGCCGGAUCAGAUGUUAUAUCAGGUUCAGCAGCAACAACAGCCGCAGCAAAAGCAACAACAAUCUACGAAAAAUCCCACCAGACAACUACGACGUCCAACAACCUUUUCACAUAAACAAAAUCACCCGUCUUCACCUCCAUACCAAGAUCCAUCCCAAGGUAUGUCGACAUCAUAUUCUCCUUCUCCACUGGGUAACCCGACAAAUGAUGACGUCAUGAGAAGGCGUCAGUCGGGGAAACAACAACAACAACCACAACAACAAAGCAAUGACAAAAGUCAACGAUUGAAGGACCAAUAUAGCAAGCUACAACAAAUGCAAAGAAAGAACAAAAUUAAUCAAGUUAAAAGACCGCCAUCAUCAAGAUCUCAAAUCGCGUCUCCGUCCCUUGUCAACAAUCCCGCCAAGUCGUCGGAUGUUUGAUCCAUCGAAAAUUUCUGCCAGUUUGUUUCUUAUAUAGUAAACAAAUUGGGCAACAACGAUAACAGCACCGAAGCAAAGUUUGCGGGACAAGGCGAUUGGAGAAGCGAGUAAACGCCGGUCAAAACUUGCUAGGAUGGAAUAGUUUGAUUGAUAAUUUAGAAUGAUGGAAAUGGAUACCAAAUUAAUCGAAUGUUUUAUCAUCAAUUUCGAAGAUAAUUUAGUGUGUGCACAAGGAACGUGAUACCUAUUUGAAAUGAAUGUUUGAGAUUGCAAAAAUGGUUUGAGAAUGAAUAUAUAUUAAUUACAUCGAUUAAUUCGAGUCAUUUUGCAUCUUUGCAAAGUCACGGAAAUGUCGAGUUGUCGAAAACCUGUUUUUCCACUGUUUUACGCUGCUAUUAUAGGCUAUGUACUAGAAAACUAUGUUCGCUGGACGAUUAUUAUUCUUAUUAUUAGAUGCAUAAUAGAAUAUAACGUUAUUGUAUUUUGAAUAAUACUAUUAUUAGUCUUUAGGAGUAAGUUUCCUUUUCAUUUUUUUCUCGUGCUAUAUUUUUAGAAUUCAAUAAAUUGUCUUAAAAGUGA